GCACCUUGUAAAAGGAACAGGAAACCAAGCUUUGCACAGCAGAACUGUCUCCUGGGCCGGGGGAGGGCUUAGCUCAUUCCACAGGGAACCCCUGACUUUCCGUGGCCCCAGCGGAGAGAGAAGACACACGAGCUCCAUAAGAUUGAAGUUUCCUCCCUCCUCCAGCUUCGCACUUAUUCACACGCAGGAGGUCCGUGUCCACACCCCCUCCCAACAGCAAGGGAGGCCCCGACCCAGUGAUGGGGAAAGUGAGGGAACCAGGCAGAGAGCCCAGACCCCUGCCCCUUCCGGGGCCAACAAAGAGCCUUUCCUCCCAGAUUCCGGAUGGAGAGGCUGCGUAAACUGUGCAGGGCGGGUGUGUGUGUGUGUGUGUGUGUGUGUGUUCGUUUUCAGGUCCAGCCAUGUGUUCACUUUAAUCAACUCCAUCACAAACUGUUCCAAGUGCUCAGAACCGAAGGGCACCUGUAUUUCGAGAUGGAGAUACAGUAGCGCGGAGACUUUUGGGAAGUGAUCAGCGACGAACAUGGCAUCGACCCUGCUGGAGGCUACGUGGGUGACUCGACGCUCCAACUGGAGAGGAUCAACGUCUACUACAAUGAGUCAUCGUCUCAGAAGUAUGUGCCCAGGGCUGCCCUGGUGGACUUGGAGCCGGGCACCAUGGACAGCGUGCGGUCUGGGCCUUUCGGGCAGCUCUUCCGGCCUGACAACUUCAUCUUCGGACAGACUGGCGCCGGGAACAACUGGGCCAAAGGCCACUACACGGAGGGCGCCGAGCUGGUGGACUCGGUCCUGGACGUGGUGCGGAAGGAGUGCGAGCACUGCGACUGCCUGCAGGGCUUCCAGCUGACCCACUCGCUGGGCGGCGGCACCGGUUCUGGGAUGGGCACUCUCCUCAUCAGCAAGAUCCGUGAGGAGUACCCCGACCGCAUCAUGAACACCUUCAGCGUGAUGCCCUCGCCCAAGGUGUCGGACACGGUGGUGGAGCCCUACAACGCCACCCUCUCCGUGCACCAGCUGGUGGAGAACACGGACGAGACCUACUGCAUCGACAACGAGGCCCUGUACGACAUCUGCUUCCGCACCCUGAAACUGACCACGCCCACCUAUGGGGACCUCAACCACCUGGUGUCGGCCACCAUGAGCGGGGUCACCACCUCCCUGCGCUUCCCCGGCCAGCUCAACGCUGACUUGCGCAAGCUGGCCGUGAACAUGGUGCCCUUCCCGCGCCUGCACUUCUUCAUGCCCGGCUUUGCCCCGCUCACCGCCCGUGGCAGCCAGCAGUACCGGGCGCUGACGGUGCCUGAGCUCACCCAGCAGAUGUUCGAUGCCAAGAAUAUGAUGGCGGCCUGUGACCCCCGCCACGGCCGCUACCUGACCGUGGCCGCCGUGUUCCGGGGCCCCAUGUCCAUGAAGGAGGUGGAUGAGCAGAUGCUGGCCAUCCAGAACAAGAACAGCAGCUACUUCGUGGAGUGGAUCCCCAACAACGUGAAGGUGGCCGUGUGCGACAUCCCGCCGCGCGGCCUGAAGAUGGCCGCCACCUUCAUCGGCAACAGCACGGCCAUCCAGGAGCUGUUCAAGCGCAUCUCGGAGCAGUUCUCAGCCAUGUUCCGGCGCAAGGCCUUCCUGCACUGGUUCACGGGUGAGGGCAUGGACGAGAUGGAGUUCACUGAGGCCGAAAGCAACAUGAACGACCUGGUGUCUGAGUACCAGCAGUACCAGGACGCCACAGCCGACGAGGGCGAGGAAGCUUUUGAGGACGACGAGGAGGAGGUCAACGAAUAGAGGCGCGUCCCUGCCUUGGACGCCGCGGCUCAGAGGUCCUUCCUCCAAUCCUGGUGAGUCUCCCGGCCGCCAAGGGGAGCCCUGGUCUGAGUGUGUGGGGACGGGCCCCUCGCAGAGGCAGCGAGACUGUCCUGUCCGUCAUCCGGGAUGAAGGACAUCAGAAGAGCGGGGACUGGCAUCCCUACCCAAACAUCAGACCAGAGAGGACUUGAAAGAACUCAUGGGCCAUAAAUAAAGGGCUAAAUAAAUAAACCUCACCUUCUCUUAAGUGUUCAACCAUGUCUGGGAAUUAGGGGGUUAGAAACGGUGUGUUUCAUCCUGUGAUGACACCUGGAGCCACAAGGUGCUGCCUCGUACUGGACGUGCAGCUCUGAACUCAGGAACAACCUGGUCACAAUAAACCCUAAGUGUCCCUGUCUCUCCCGCCUCUGCUUCCCCGACAGCACCCGCCCCUUCCUGGGGUGCAGCCCUGACAGCCCACUCCACACAGGGAGGGGCUUCACUUCCGUUGGAGGCUCUCGGGCAGCCCUGAGAUUCUUUAAUUGGUGGCUCCUAUGGAAAGCAGCACACCCCCAAAUAAAAGCCCUUGUCCCCGUU
This is a messenger RNA of Balaenoptera acutorostrata (minke whale), 2379 nucleotides long. It is a transcript of the gene TUBB6, whose product is annotated as tubulin beta 6 class V. The coding region runs from base 658 to 1782 and encodes 374 amino acids. Gene Ontology annotation, biological process: mitotic cell cycle; microtubule cytoskeleton organization. Gene Ontology annotation, molecular function: structural constituent of cytoskeleton; GTPase activity; GTP binding. The transcript is spliced from 4 exons. Gene Ontology annotation, cellular component: cytoplasm; microtubule. The record is from RefSeq and is a predicted model, not a curated record. Lineage: Eukaryota; Metazoa; Chordata; Mammalia; Artiodactyla; Balaenopteridae.